AUGUUCCUCGGGUUCUACCUUAUACUUGGUAUCGUGUAUGCCAUAAACAUUGUCCCGUUUCAGGACUCGUCACAACUUCCCCAACCCAUUGACAGAAGCAUAUACAACAACUUAUUCACAUAUGCUCACCUCAUUGAUAUAUCAUAUUGCAUUUCUAGGUUUGGUCGAAUAGAAGAACCUUUCAAAUGUGACUUGCAAUGUGAAGAAACUUUUCCUAGCAUGUCAUUGGUGUAUCAGUGGUACUUUGAUGAUGCUGUCUGUGGCUAUGUUGCAAUUACUUAUUCCAAUAUCUUCAACCACUCGGCUCCACAAAACUCAUCGGAUCCUAAGAAGACAAUUAUAGUUUCGCUAAGGGGAACUCGGUCUAUUUUCGAUACAAUUACCGACACAAAGAUAGAAAUGACACCAUAUUAUGGCGGAAGAAACUUUCUUCCUUAUUGUGGUCCUUAUUGCAAAGUUCACCGAGGCUUCUACGAUGUCUACCGAAACACACUCUCAAAAAUUGAUCGUUAUUUGUCCACAGAACUCGAGUUCGAAGAUAAUUAUGAACUAAUAUUCAUGGGUCAUUCUAUGGGAGGUUCAGUUGCUCUUCUUCUAGCUCUUCACUACCUUGAUUUGGGAUGGAAUAAUUUAUCUUUAGUCACUAUGGGCCAGCCAUUGACUGGAAAUGUGCACUUUACCCAAUGGGUGGACUUGGUAAUGGGAAGUUCAAACAGGAAUUCCCGGAAAUUUCUACGGAUAAUUCACAAAAAUGAUGUUGUUACUACAAUACCAAAGUCAACGUCCAUCUGGGACACUUACCAACAAUUCGACAAUCAAAUUUACCUCAAUUGCAGCUCUUCAGUUGUCGAGCCUUCCCCAGACCAAGUUGUUGAUUGCUACAGCGCUGAUAACGAAUAUUGUAUUAGUGGAGACUUUGGUCCAGAUUAUCUGUGGAAGCCAGUCGACUCAUUGUAUGAAAAUCACAAUACCUAUUUCAGGCGUCUUGGUAUGUGUGGUAUUUCUAUUCAAAUGCAUUAG
Molecule: messenger RNA, 1020 nt
Organism: Meyerozyma guilliermondii ATCC 6260
Lineage: Eukaryota; Fungi; Ascomycota; Pichiomycetes; Serinales; Debaryomycetaceae
Exons: 1
Coding region: 1-1020 (339 amino acids)
Biological process (GO): lipid metabolic process
Source: RefSeq, a predicted model, not a curated record